Cylindrotheca closterium is the source of this 1203-nucleotide messenger RNA. Lineage: Eukaryota; Bacillariophyta; Bacillariophyceae; Bacillariales; Bacillariaceae. The record is from the annotation of a GenBank genome assembly.
AUGUCAACCCUCUCCUCUUUAGGCAUAUCAUCAUCAUCAUCAUCAUCAUCAUCAUCAUUAUUGCCAUCGCCAUCGUCAUCAUCAGGACCACAACACAAAAAAUCACAUUUCCCAUCAUCACCGCAUCCUUAUCAUUGUUGGACACAGAAGCAUUCCUUUCACUCGACACUACCAAGUGCAUCUACCAACGACAAGGAACAAAAACUAGAGAAAAAUGAUACAAUAAGAUCAACAGCAACAACCUCGGAUCCUCCCAUUUUGACCUGGUACGAUCCAUAUGUGGCGGAAUGGAUGGGCCCAUAUCUACGAUUGGCAAGAGUCGACAAACCCAUUGGCACCUGGUUGCUCUUGUGGCCCUGUCUAUGGUCUACCGCCAUGGCAGCGUCCGCACCAGCAACUACUACUAUCACUGCCAGCAGUAGUACAUCCUUACUAUUGCCAGAUCCUUAUCUCAUGGGUCUCUUCACGGUUGGUUCCUUUGUCAUGCGGGGCUCGGGCUGUACCAUUAACGAUAUGUGGGAUCAAGACUUUGAUAAGCGAGUCGCCCGGACCAAAUCAAGACCAUUGGCCAGCGGCGAAUUGAAUUCCACCCAAGCCAUUGGAUUCUUGGGGUUGCAACUAGCCACUGGUCUUGGGGUUCUAUUGAGUUUACCCAAUAUGGAAUACUGCUUCAUGUGGGGUGUCUCGUCUUUACCAUUGGUGGUGAUGUAUCCAUUAAUGAAGCGAUUCACCAACUUUCCACAAGUAUUCUUGGGAUUGACCUUCAACUGGGGUGCUUGGAUGGGUUGGGCGGCGACCUAUGGGUCCAUGAACUAUGCAGUUAUUGCACCACUCUAUCUAUCAGGAGUAUGUUGGACUGUCGUGUAUGAUACCAUCUAUGCCAAUCAAGAUAAGCACGACGACAAAGCGAUUGGAUUGAAAUCGACAGCCUUGACCUUUGGAGAAGACGAAACCAAGCACAAACAGAUCUUGCAUGGUUUUGCCGCCUUGACCUUUGUCCAAUGGCUAGCAGCUGGCUAUAUGAUGGAGGAUAUUUCCAUGGUGCCUUAUAGUGCGGGAAUGAGUCUAGCUUAUUCGCACUUGUUGUGGCAAAUUCAAACAGCCGAAUUGGACAAUCCACAAAAUCUUGCCGACCGUUUCCGAUCCAACACAGGCCUGGGUGGUAUUGUAUUUGCAGCUAUUGUAGCUGGAAAGGUAUUAUAG